AUAUGCUAUAGCCAACCUACAUUUUCCUUUAGAAAAUCCCCUUUAUCUUUUAGUGUACAGCAGAAAUGUGUCUCUGACUGUUCCUUUGGAAAUGUGUUCCUUGGUUUGCAAUUUAUUUGCUUUGUUGCACAUGACUGGUGUACUAACUCAGGGCAUUAUGUCCAAAGGGAAGUACAUUAAAUGUGCCUUAGAAAUUAUUUAAAAUGUGACUACCAUAUUAAUACACAUUUAGGAACUAAGUAAAGCCAUCAACAUGCCUGGCAAGAUAAUGCGUUUAAAUCCGAAUAUUGUAUAUUGACCCAGUGGUCUCUAUUGGGCAGCGCUUUUGUGAAGCAAAUUUGCAUGUGAUCAGGGCACAAUUGCGCACCCUAUUUACAUACCUGUUCUGGGCACCACCUGUCGCAGCUGGUCGUAUUUGCCAUUCCAUAGAUUUGUUUUAGGUCAACGGCACAGUUAGAGGAGAUAUGGGAGUGGCAGCACAGAGUGUCACAAAUGGACAAAGCAGAGCAGAAAACCUUUCGUUUGACUUGACGUCUUGGUGGCGCCCCGACAUUAUAUCGACCUGUUUUUCAAACAGACAGAACGUUUGCAUCUCGACCGGACUCAGCUGUUUGUCGGUGCUUCUUUUGAUAAUAUCAUGUUUUAUGCUGGUAUGUCUGAGAUGCAGAGUACGGGGCAGGGAUUCUGGCAAGGAGGCAGCCUGUGCCCUCUACAGUUUCUUUGGCAAUUUGUGCAGCACCGUCGGGGCAUUUCUCUCCAAUCAGCUGGCUCUUCAGGUCAUAAUGGGUGGUUUUAUGGCAGCUGUGGAAGUUAUUAAUUUCAUCUCCAUCAUCUUCCCUAUAUGCUUGUGUUGGAACACCAGAGCAGAGAAGAGGCUGAGGAUGAUGAAGAGGAGGAGGAGGCAGAACUUCAUGGCCGUGUCUCUGCUGUUGAUGGUGGGUGGCUGGAGCUACCUAACCUCCAGGACCAGCCAUGGGCUUGUAGACAGACCUCUCACUGGGAGAAGACUUCUUCUCACUGACCUCCUGCAUGACCGCACUGAGGUCCUGGGUUACAUUCUUGGUUUGCUCUCUUUUGUGAUUGCCUGGACCUCCAAGUUCCCUGCCCUCUCCAGAGCACGCAGAGGGGAGCGUUCAAGGGCACACGUGUCCUCGGGGUUGCUGUGCUCUUUGGCCGGUGCCCUCUACACCUCGGCCAUAUUGCUCUACGACACCCAGUAUGAGUUUGUACUGAGAGCCAUGCCGUGGCUACUGGCGUCAACGUGCUGUGCAGCCAUGGAUCUUGCUAUCGUGGUCCUGUCCUGGUGCAGGAAGGGUACUACUGAGCAGCAGCCUGGAAGGGGUUCUCCAGACACAGAGAGUCUCCUGGGCGGCUCCUCUCCCCCCACUCAGCACAACCCCAGUGGGAAGCCCCCCAAAAAACACUCAUUGGACUUGAAUGGAGCUCCUCUCUGUGUUCUCUCCAAUAAGAACAAUUUAAAGUUGGCUGAUAUGGGACAUUACAUGGAUGUCAACAUUCAACCCGUGCGAAAGGUGUGUCUGAAGGAGGUGACUCUCUCUAGGGAGGAGGGUGUGUCAGAGAGCCAUCCCCUCAGGAGGACAGUAAGGGUGGUGAGAGUGGACGACACGUUCUCAGACUCCUCAUCCCUCAGCUCGGAUCUGGAGUGGGAUUUUGAAGACUCAAAUGCACAGUGGAACAAACUGCCAAAAGAGCAAGAGAAAGUAGAUGAGUUUCCCUUGCAAGAAUGGCCAAAGAACCCAAGGCCAAAACCCACCGGAGUCUGCAGCUGUGGCGGCAUCAUUGGACAGGCUGGGAAGAGGGUAUCAAGCAGAGUGGGUGACGGUGAAGUGGCAUGAUAAUUUCAAACACUGGUGAAUGCCUGGUAACACUUCCUCAUUACAUCACAUUGUCAGAUCUGUGUUUGGAUUGUGAAUAUGAAAGAUAAUAAAAGGGCAGAUCAAUUUUUGCAAUCAAA
Messenger RNA from Coregonus clupeaformis (lake whitefish), 1975 nucleotides. It is a transcript of the gene tmem44, whose product is annotated as transmembrane protein 44. NCBI's taxonomy places the organism in Eukaryota, Metazoa, Chordata, Actinopteri, Salmoniformes, Salmonidae. The transcript has 10 exons. The record is from RefSeq and is a predicted model, not a curated record. The coding region runs from base 465 to 1856 and encodes 463 amino acids.